Molecule: messenger RNA, 4301 nt
Organism: Pieris napi
Lineage: Eukaryota; Metazoa; Arthropoda; Insecta; Lepidoptera; Pieridae
Gene: Dyrk2
Product: dual specificity tyrosine-phosphorylation-regulated kinase 2
Exons: 10
Coding region: 202-1572 (456 amino acids)
Biological process (GO): peptidyl-serine phosphorylation; peptidyl-threonine phosphorylation
Cellular component (GO): nucleus
Molecular function (GO): ATP binding; protein serine/threonine kinase activity; protein serine/threonine/tyrosine kinase activity
Source: RefSeq, a predicted model, not a curated record
GAGAACACACGCUUUCAACAUUUCAUUUUCGAAAACAUUUUUAUUUACUUUUUUAAUUUUUAAUCUGGAGUGUCAUAUAUUUAUUAAGGUCACCUUUAGACUUUUAUUAAAAUCGCUAGUGUCUUGUUUUUGAUCUUAGUUUUUCAUCUCCACUUCAGUAACAUUGGAAGGAGUUAACAAGUGUCAACACAGGCUCUUGACAUGAUAUUAUACGAUUUACAGAUAGAAGCCGGUGGGGGUGAAGGCCCGGGGCCCCCAAGCAACAACAACUCAGAUGGGGCAAUCGCCAGUCCUCCGAGAGAUGACAAUCACAAUGCGCAGCUGCCCUCGCCUAGAGCCACACCGCUUACACCUUCAGAAGCGUUGAAGGCAUUUGGCGAGCGCCUGACUGAUUGGGAGAGGAACGAGAUACGCAAAUAUCCAGAAGUAUGGUUUCUUGGACUUGAGUCGAAUAAGAUCCAUGCGCGAUCAAAUCUGCCAAACAAUUGUGGAUUUGAUGAUGAUAAUGGCAGUUAUACCAAGCAAAUUCACGAUCACAUAGCAUACCGAUAUGAAAUCCUGGAGGUGAUUGGAAAGGGAUCUUUUGGGCAGGUGAUAAGAGCGUUUGACCACCGCUCAGGGUCACAAGUGGCAAUUAAGAUUAUCAGGAAUAAGAAACGGUUUCAUCACCAGGCCCUUGUUGAGGUUCGAGUCCUGGAUCACCUACGACUUAAGGACAAGGAUCAAGCUCACAACGUUAUACAUAUGCUGGAUUACUUCUACUUCAGAAAUCAUUUGUGUAUCAGCUUUGAGCUUAUGAGUAUAAACCUGUAUGAGCUGAUUAAGAAGAACAAUUACCAGGGCUUUAGUCUCAGUUUGAUCAGAAGAUUUGCCAGCUCACUACUCCGCUGCUUGAGGCUACUGGAAGCUGAAAACAUUAUACAUUGCGACCUUAAACCAGAGAACAUACUCCUGAAAGCGCGUGGCAGUUCCUCAAUCAAAGUGAUUGACUUUGGUAGCUCGUGCUACACACAUGCGAGAGUCUACACAUAUAUUCAGUCCAGGUUCUACCGCAGCCCUGAAGUCAUACUGGGACUUCAGUACGGAGCACCCAUUGAUAUGUGGAGUAUGGGAUGUAUCCUUGCGGAGCUUCAUACUGGAUAUCCCCUCUUCCCGGGAGAAAACGAAACGGAGCAACUAGCUUGUAUCAUGGAGCUGCUGGGUCCACCGCCACCGGACCUCCUAUUACACGCUACAAGGAAGAGAUUAUUUUUUGAUUCCAAAGGAUCACCACGCAGUGUGACUAACUCAAAGGGUCGGAAACGUCGACCUGGGUCCAGGGCUCUGUCAACAGCUGUGAGGAGUGAUGACUCAGCAUUCUUGCAUCUGCUCCAUCGAUGUUUAGAAUGGGAUCCAAAACGACGUAUCACCCCAACCGAAGCCUCCCGACACGAAUUUGUUACUGGAUGUCCUCUGGGUGCUUCUUCGACCCUUCUUGCGUUACCACGGCUACCACCGCCAAGACCUGCUAGGAGUGCCCUUCUCCACUCCCAGUCAGCAGGGGACGUAGCAGCCAUGCUUGGACGGGCGUGACCAGGGGAUAGAAUGGCUUCCAGCGGCCUGCCGUAGACACGCAACAAUUAAAAUAAGGGCAAAUGAACAAGCUUUUUUGUCCCGCAACAUUUAUUUAGUAAGAACAUGUUAUUCUUCCAUCUGAUACAAGAAUACAACGGUUGGGUAUUAGAUAAACUUCUUCAUUUAUUGAUGUUAUAAUUACUAGACAGUCGUGCAUUUAUAAUUUAUAUCUUUACGAUGAAUGUAUGGAUAUAAUUCCGUUUCAAGAGUUCAUUAAAACUAGAAUUACAGAGAGUCAUGCUUCGAGACGAAUGUUUAUUAGACAUUACAUUUGACCGCCGCUAUUUUAUUACUCGUAGCAAUUGCUGACUCAGUAAGACUAUAUUCCGUUACUAAAUGGACAGAAUCGUAAACAUCGUUAAGUCCUGCAUAGUAAAAUCCUUGGGAAUAAAAAUUAACGGUUAAAUUAGGACUUCUAAACAUUACAAUGUAGCUCCUUAGUCAAAACAUUUAAACUGUGAGUUAUUUGUGAUAGAAGUUUGUAGGAUAAGUGUAACGUGGCCUAUAUGUUGAGAGAUGACUGUCUAUAGAGUUUUGUAUCAAUGAUAGCAUAUCCCUAGAUGUUUAACGUUUAUACCUUCGUCAUCAUAGAUAUAGUUGAUAGAUUUUGUUUUAAGAGUACAAGAAUGGCAUUUAGAACGUAUAGUCUCGCAAAAUCGUGUUGCAUUUUUAAAUUGCAAUUAUUAUAUUUUCUUAAAAUGACAACACGUAUGAAAAUAGACCUUAAUUCGAAAUCAAUUUUCGAGUUCAAUUGCUGUUUUAGAAUUAAAUUAUAAUACACAACUUCAGAAUUGUAGUAGCUAAAACGUUUCUAAAUUAUCAUUAAUAAAAAUCAGUUAAAGAUACAAAAUUUCAAUAUUUUAAUUCUCUCGCUAUCUUAAGAAGUGUUAUUUCGUUUUUAGAUUGUAAAAUGCCAAGAGACUGUAACUGAAAAGUGUUGUAACCAUGUUGUAAGUGUUACAUUCAAUCCUUACGCUAACAUCAGAUUAAUAUCAGCUAAGUGAUUUUAUUAUACAAAUAAUUAAGGUGAUUCUGUUACUAAAGUCGAAUGGGCUCCAAACGAUUUUAUAACGCUAGGUACGCGCGUAAAGUAAAUACGCAAUUAAACAACAAGUACGACAGAAUACGGGGGCUUAAUUUAAUAUAUUCACCUUCAAUUUAAAAGAUUUCGUGUGCGUUGAAAACUAUUAUGUGUACCAAAUAAUUAUAGUAAUUAUAGUAGUUAGAUUUUAUUUAUCUCGAAAUUUUUAACCAGGAAUGGGGCCCAAGCGCCACGCUUUUAACCACUAACCAUAGCGGUGGUUGUAAUCGUCAACAGACCUUAUGAAAUGACGUAAGAAAGAUCAGGAUUAUCGGUCAUCUACAGGGCAGUCCAUCAGUUCCGCGCUAGUUAAAGUCCGAGCCAUUGCAAAACCUCGUCUUGUAUUACGUAAAAGUUUAAUGCUAGAUUAAUCGAAUUAUGGGUCUUCCUAUGAUUACGAUGAUAUAUUAUUAUAAAUUGCCGUCUGUACCAGCUUGUUCAAAAAAAAUAGUGUUUUACUUUUGGUGACUACGAACUGAUCAAAAAAUUAAACAAUUGUUAUUGCAUGGACGCAGCCACUUCAAACAUGUGUAAUUUUUUUUAAAAGAAAAGUUUCUAGCAAAGUAUUAUUACUAAACUAGUGUUUAGUUAUAGGUUUUUGUUAUUCCUUGAAUAAUUUAAAGUAACAGUUUUAAUUUGUAGAUUAUGUGCCAAAUGGAGACUGAUUUUAUUUAGUUAUAUUAAAUAGUAUCAUCAUAUUAAAAUAUUACUUUGUGCUAGUCUUACGACUCUAAUAUAAACAAGACGUAUUAUUUGAGUAAUUAAAUCAAUAUCUGAAAAUCUAUUUACGUUUUAAAAUCUUAAACAAACAUUAAAUGUUGUGUUAAUUUUCUCUUUAGAAUAUAGAUUGAAACAAAUAUUUGAAGUAUACGAUUAAAAGAAACCCCAAAAAUGUUAAAAAUACAUUUUGGUUCUAGUCAGGAUCAUUAGUGGUAUCGAAGAUUAAUUUCACUAAAAUCGUAAGUGAUAAAUUAGAUUAUUUUACUUGUAAGCCCCAUAGAGGUAGAAAAGUAGAGUUUUGUAAAUUAAAGAUAUGUUGAAUAUACGUAGAAUAAGUAUAGAAUUUCAUAUCUACCCGAGUCGAUACAACUGUGUAAAGAUUUUCAAAAAACUAUGGAAAACUUGUUGCGAAUGUCUGGGCACAUGCAUAGAGAAUAGAACGACCGCUGGGUUAAGAUGUCAAAAAUGACGUGAGUUAGACAAAGCAUGGAUGACUCACUCCGCUAGCUUUGGGUCACAAAAUGUAUAUUGCCCGAAUGGAAGAGUCAAAUAUAAAUAUUCUACGCCUAUGUUCUUGUUUUUGUCUUUGAUGUCCUUUUAUAUUCUGUCCAUCAAAAUUAGUAGGCCUUUCACAGUUAGUACUCUUUGACUAGAAAAAUAAGUUUUCCUUUAAUUGUAAAUAUUUGAUAGUAAUGGAUCGUUAGAAUAUUUGUGUUUCCAUUUUUCAUUGAUGAGGAAAUCUGUGUAUAUAAUCUCUUUUGUCUUAAAAACAAAAACGGGUCUAGAUUUAGACUAUAUAUUUAAUAUGUGUUAUAUAGCAUAUAGAUUAUAAAUUGAGUGUUGAGUUGGUGUUUAAUAUGGAGUACACGACAUACAAUAAUAUAAU